Brenthis ino (lesser marbled fritillary) is the source of this 1878-nucleotide messenger RNA. NCBI's taxonomy places the organism in Eukaryota, Metazoa, Arthropoda, Insecta, Lepidoptera, Nymphalidae. The record is from the annotation of a GenBank genome assembly.
AUGAAAGAAAUCAUGAUCUGGCAGCCACUAAAUCUGUCCGAAGCUUGUCCUCCCAACGCACCGGUCAGUGCUUGCUCUCAUUUCGGAUACGUAUAUCUCAGCCUCCUGGUCCAUCUAUACGGAGGUUCCAAAGACGAGAGCAUUCAGAGAAAAUGUCAAGAGCAAAGAGAUGAGGAGAAACCGAAGGAAUACGACUUUAUAGUGGUAGGUGCCGGAGCGGCGGGUUGUGUGGUGACCAAUCGACUAACGGAAAACCCUGAGUGGAAGGUACUUCUUCUAGAAGCAGGUGGUGAGCAACCAGAUGUGACCAUCCCGCCGGGUCUGUCUACUGCGUUACUAGGGUCCAGCAUAGACUGGCGAUAUACUACUGAACCUAAUGGGAAAAGUUGCCUUGCCCAUCCCGGGGGAAGAUGUCCUUGGCCUAGAGGUAAAAUGAUGGGCGGCUCAAGUUCUAUCAACUCAUUAGCUUACAUCAGGGGAAAUAGAGUGGACUACGAUGGCUGGGCGGCGAUGGGCAACCCGGGGUGGAGCUACGAGGAUGUUCUACCAUUUUUCAAAAAAUCAGAAUAUAAUUUAAACAUAGAGGGUUUGGAUUCGGAAUACCAUGGGGUUAGUGGCGAACAAUAUGUUUCGAGAUAUCCCUACAUAGACAAACCUGCUCUCAUGUUGACUGAUGCUUUCAAUCAAGGGGGGCUCCCGCUAACUGACUACAACGGGCGACACCAAGAGGGCACCAUGCAAGCGCAGGCCUUCUCCAAGAAUGGCGAAAGAGUUUCAACUAAUACAGCUUUCAUAGAACCUAUAAGGUGCAAAAGAAAAAAUCUCGUCGUCGAAGUUAACGCUGAAGCAACAAAAAUUUUAUUUGACGAACACAAAAAAGCAAAAGGAAUAGUUUAUAUAAAAGAUAAUAAAAAGCACACAGUUUACGCAAAAAAAGAAGUGAUCAUCAGUGGUGGAACGAUAAAUUCACCAAAAUUGUUAAUGUUGUCAGGCGUCGGGCCAAAGAAACACCUCGAGGACUUGGGUAUUCCUGUAAUAAAGGAUUUAGCAGUUGGAGAAAAUUUGCACGACCACGUCACAUUCAACGGUGUUAUUGUGGCUUUAUCAAACAAAACGGCAACAACGGUUACUGAAGAUGAAGUAUUGGAAGCUGUGAAAGAUUACGAUAAAAUGAAAAUUAAAAGAGGACCGCUAUCUGGGAAUGGGCCAGUCAAUUCAGUAUCGUUUUUGAAAACUGAGCCUUAUUUAAUCGCUCCUGAUAUACAAUAUCAAGUCAACGACGCAACAAGUUGGAGAUCAUAUGUUUUGGAUCCGAUAACAGCUGAAACAGUUUCUAUUCUACCGACCGCAUUUUAUGAUGGAGUAAUACCUAGAACAAUGAAUCUUGUGCCCAAAAGUAGAGGAGUACUUCUAUUGAACUCAUCUAACCCAGAUGGGGCACCAUUAAUUUAUCCAAACUACUUCGGUGAUGACAGAGAUUUCAUACCACUAUUAAAGGGUAUAAAGUUUUUAUUGUCACUAGAGAAUACAGAAGCUUUUAAAUCGAACGGAGCAUAUUUUGUAAGAGAUAAGCUUCCAGCGUGCAAGCAUUACGAGUGGGGCACAGAAGAGUACUACAUAUGUUUGGCCAAAGCCUAUACUUCCUCUCCAUACCAUCCAGUGGGAACUUGCAAAAUGGGUCCAAAGAGUGACAAGAAGGCUGUUGUGGACAACGAGCUCCGGGUGUACGGCGUCGAAGGUCUGAGAGUGAUCGAUGCGUCGAUAAUGCCGGUGGUUGUGAGAGGGAACACCAAUGCCCCAUCUAUCAUGAUAGGGGAGAGAGGGGUCGACUUCGUUAUCAAGCAUUGGACACAUACUGACCAGUACCACUAUCAUACC